AUGGCAAAGCAGUCAGGAUCCCCCAAGGUAAGUGGGAACCAAGGUGCCAUUUAGGAGAUAUCCGGAUCCUGGCCGGCUAGAGGAGUCCAGCUCUCCUCCCAGCUCUCUUGCAGGACAGAGGAAGUAGCUUUUGCAGACCCAGUUUGGUCCUCGUGAUGCUAAUGGAGCUUUUGUCAAUUGUCACUUCAGUGAUAAGGAAAAAUCCUGGGGUGCAGAUUUACUCCGCUGCCUGGCUCGUCGGGGUGCCACUCCCCGCGAAUCCCUCUGGUCAGCAGGAGGAGGAGUCUCCAGCCAAGUUAAAGAAGCAAAACAGUGGCCAGUAGACCUGAUCUUUAUUUGUUGCAACAAGGUUCAAGCACACAGAGAAUAGGAACCCCGAGCUUGGGGUUGCGUGAACUUUAAAGACCUUCUGCCCCUUCCCAUAAUACAAUUCCAGAUACAUCACAAAUAUGUCACAAAGUAGGAGUGCUUGGCAUGUAGAAACAUGAGCCCAUCACCCACUCCUGGCAAUAACCCCAGUUCCUGACACCUUUUAACUACCCUCUCCCCCAAGGAACACAGGCCCCACAGAUUUAUGAUAAUCCUCUCUCAAGUUUGCACUUUUGAGGACCCGUGUCCCGGGGCGUUGGAUUUGCUGACCGAAGGCUGCUAGUAGCUAACAUGUUAUGUUGCAACAAACAUUCCAGGGGCAGAAGUGGUGGCUCAGAUCCCGUCGGAAAGAUUCUGGUAAGUGUUCCCCCAUUGAGUUUAACAUCCUGCUGCAUAGGAUAGGGAAUAUCAUAGAGGGUUGCCAUGUGCCCUCUUUUUCCAGUAAAGGUAAAGGUAAAGGGACCCCUGACCGUUAGGUCCAGUUGUGGCCGACUCUGGGGUUGCGGCGCUCAUCUCGCUUUACUGGCCAAGGGAGCCGGCGUACAGCUUCCGGGUCAUGUGGGCAGCGUGACGAAGCCGCUUCUGGCGAACCAGAGCAGCGCACGGAAACGCCGUUUACCUUCCCACCAGAGCGGUACCUAUUUAUCUACUUGCACUUUGAUGUGCUUUCGAACUGCCAGGUGGGCAGGAGCAGGGACUGAGCAACGGGAGCUCACCCCGUCGCGGGGAUUCGAACUGCCGACCUUCUGAUCGGCAAGUCCUAGGCUCAGUGGUUUAGACCACAGCACCACCUUUUCCCCAUCUUUUCCAGUAGAAGUUGGCAAAUGUGUCCUCUUUUUUGCUCCUCAAAAUAUGUUUGUGUGUGUGUUUAUUCCAUAUACAGUGGUACCUCGGUUUAAGUACUGAAUUCAUUCCGGAGGUCCGUACUUAACCUGAAACUGUUCUUAACCUGAAGCACCACUUUAGCUAAUGAGGCCUCCUGCCGCUGCCGCGCUGCCGGAGCACAAUUUCUGUUCUCAUCCUGAGGUACCACUGUACCUGAAAGAACACUGUAAACAAUUAAAAACAUUAGCAGGACUACAAUAACACUUGCAAUGUGAAAAAGACUAUGGUUAAAAUUUGAGUUAUAUAGAUAAAUAGAGAAUGGUAUGAGAUGCAGAAGAAAAUGUUGUUUGUGGACUCCACGGAGGGGAGGAGGGAGGUCGGAGAAUUCAGAGAAUUCAAUAUUUCAUUAUUGUAUUCUAGGUUUGAAUGUCAAAUCAUAAAUGUAAAAUUAAUUUAGAAAUUUUUUUUAAAAAAAAAUAAAAGGGACGGGUAUGAAGGGGGGACUCCCCCCCUUACGUGUAAUGGAUCCCCAGGGGAUCCACUGCAAGAAUGUGGUUGGUCAAGGGAGCCGUGGGCUCGAAAAGUUGAAGAGCACUGCUCUGACGUGAUCUUUCUAAUUCACAGGGGACAAGGAUGAAUCAGAACUGUGUAUCGUCCUUCUUGGCAAGGCCGGUGUGGGGAAAAGUGCCACAGGGAACACCCUCCUCGGACGGGAGAAAUUUCACUCGGCCUUUUCAGCUAAGCCAACAACUCAGAACGUCCAGAAGGAGAGUGGGGAAUUUAAGGGCCAGAAGUUUUCUGUGAUUGACACGCCCGCUGUCUCUAGUUCAAAAUCUCUCAAACAGCACAAGCAAGAGAUCAAAAAACUCUGCAAGUCCAGUCCUUACGUUCUGGUCUUUGUGAUAACAGUGGGCCGUUUCACUCCAGAAGACAAGAAAACUGCUAAAAAGGUCAAGAAAAGGUUUAGGAAGAAGUUCAGGAAGCGCAUGCUUGUCUUGUUCACCCACAAAGAGGAUCUGAAAGGUGAAUCCUUGGAGGACUAUGUGGAGAAGUCCGAAAACAAGGCGCUCCUGAAACUGGUUAAGAAAUGUGGGAAUCGCUACUUUGCUUUGAAUAACAAUACAGCUGGAGAAGAGAAGGAGGAGGCCUCCAAGCUGCUGAUGGAAAAGCUCUGGGAGAUCCUUCACGGGGACGGAUCAAGGCCCUGCACAGAAAAAGGGAAAGAGGAGGAAAGGGGAAAGAAUUGA
Messenger RNA from Podarcis lilfordi (Lilford's wall lizard), 2441 nucleotides. Lineage: Eukaryota; Metazoa; Chordata; Lepidosauria; Squamata; Lacertidae. The record is from the annotation of a GenBank genome assembly.